This is a messenger RNA of Meriones unguiculatus (Mongolian gerbil), 2767 nucleotides long. It is a transcript of the gene Htr1d, whose product is annotated as 5-hydroxytryptamine receptor 1D. Bases 813 to 1937 code for a protein of 374 amino acids. NCBI's taxonomy places the organism in Eukaryota, Metazoa, Chordata, Mammalia, Rodentia, Muridae. The transcript is spliced from 2 exons. Gene Ontology annotation, molecular function: G protein-coupled serotonin receptor activity. The record is from RefSeq and is a predicted model, not a curated record. Gene Ontology annotation, biological process: regulation of behavior; vasoconstriction; regulation of locomotion. Gene Ontology annotation, cellular component: plasma membrane.
CGGGCAGGAGCGCGGAGCCGGAGCUGCAGGCGCGGAGGGCGGCGGCGCCCGGAGCUCAGCGGGGUCGGGGAGGAGGCCCGGCUGCAGCCCGCGGAGAUGCGGGUCGUCCGCAGCGUCGGCCGGUACCUGCCGGCGGGGAGCCGAGCUUCUGAACACGUCUCCAUCUCCGUGAGCCGGCGGUGACCCACUUGUUUUGCCUUCUCCUGGCUCAUGCAUUCUUUUGAGUCUUGGUAACGGGAAUGUUUUGUCUAGUCAGAUUCGAAGCCGUCAGCAGGGCAGAGUGGAUGCUGAGGACUCAUGACGUGCUGGGAGGACCCUGGGAAAAUGGAGCUGCUGAUGGCGCAUCUCUGAAUCAGCUAGUCCUACUUGUCUCCGGUUCUAAAAGCCCUCUGGAAUUGAUCUGAUAUCCAAAAUCUUCUCUAAGCGAGAUCAGGGAAAUGUUGAAGUUUUUGUUAAAUAUGUUGACGUCUUAUGUUUUGAAUAAAGCUAGAAUUCCGAAGGCAAAAACCCCGGAACCUCCUGCCCAUGCUCCCGUGAGACCCUGUUAAUUGUCUAAGAAAUCUAUCUGUGUCCACUGGGCUGGACUGUCUGCUGGGAAAGGUUCCAGAACCUCAGGAUGCCUUGGGGUUCAUCUGCUUCCAGAAGCAGCUAGCAGGGGUCUCGGUGUCCUUGAGGUCUAUCUGCUGUGCUCUGCUCAGAUCUAUGGCCUCCACAACUGUGAAGUCAAAGAAUGACCUUGAAGCUUGAGUGGGACAGCAGUGAAGGAGGGAGCUGUUCGUGUGGAAGUCUGGGGGAAGAGAGAAACGCUGAGCAUGUCUCUGACAAACCAGUCCAUAGAAGGCCUUUUCCCGGAGGCCUCCAACAGAUCCCUGAAUGCUACAGGGGCUUGGGACCCACAGGUCCUGCAGGCACUCAAAAUCUCCCUCGUGGUGGUCCUGUCCAUCAUCACACUGGCCACUGUCCUCUCCAAUGCCUUUGUACUCACCACAAUCUUACUCACCAAGAAGCUCCACACCCCAGCCAAUUAUCUCAUUGGCUCCUUGGCCACCACGGACCUCCUGGUGUCUAUCUUGGUCAUGCCCAUCAGCAUUGCCUAUACCACCACCCGCACCUGGAACUUUGGCCAAAUCAUGUGUGAUAUCUGGGUGUCUUCUGACAUCACAUGCUGCACGGCCUCCAUCUUGCACCUCUGUGUCAUCGCUCUGGACAGAUACUGGGCCAUCACCGACGCCCUGGAGUACAGCAAGCGCAGGACAGCAGGCCACGCGGCAGCCAUGAUUGCGGCAGUCUGGGCCAUCUCCAUCUGCAUCUCCAUCCCACCGCUCUUCUGGCGUCAGGCCACAGCCCACGAGGAGAUAUCCGACUGCCUGGUCAACACCUCUCAGAUCUCCUACACCAUCUACUCCACCUGUGGGGCCUUCUACAUCCCGUCCAUCUUGCUCAUCAUCCUGUACGGCCGCAUAUACGUGGCCGCCCGGAGUCGGAUCCUGAACCCACCCUCCCUCUACGGAAAACGCUUCACCACCGCACAGCUCAUCACCGGCUCCGCGGGGUCUUCGCUCUGCUCGCUCAACCCCAGCCUCCACGAGAGCCACACGCACACCGCCGGCUCCCCCGUCUUCUUCAACCAAGUGAAAAUCAAGCUCGCUGAUAGCAUCUUAGAACGCAAGAGGAUCUCCGCAGCUCGAGAAAAGAAAGCCACUAAGACCUUGGGCAUCAUUCUCGGGGCCUUCAUCAUCUGCUGGCUGCCUUUCUUUGUGGUGUCCCUGGUCCUCCCCAUCUGCAGGGCCUCCUGUUGGAUCCACCCGGCUCUCUUUGACUUCUUCACGUGGCUGGGUUAUUUAAACUCCCUCAUCAACCCCAUCAUCUACACCGUGUUCAAUGAGGACUUUAGACAAGCAUUUCAAAAAGUUGUCCACUUCCGGAAAGCCUGCUAGUCAGAUUCUGGGGGCGACUCUUGUUUAUCUGUUGGGUCCUGUAACCCGACUGGGGUUGCCUUUUUUUUUUUUUUUUUUUUUUUUUAAAUUACUGUUGUUUCUCUGAGACCUGGGCCGAUUUGUGCCAUCUUGGGUCUUAGAUUAGUCAAUAGAUUUGUUUUGUGUUCAACUGCCAGCACCAUCUAAACUUUACCUGAAGCUAGGCCAUUGUGUGAAAGAGCACAGGACUGAAGACAUCCCUUAACAUAAUAUUCUCACGGUUUGCUGGAUUGGAAGAAAUAUAAGCUACAGGACUGAGGUGAGAAACUAGCUUAUUCUCUAGCAGGCUCAGAAGGAAGGUCUACCCGGGAUUUUAUAACUAGCUAUGGAGAAUGGGUGUAAUAAAUGUCUUGAAUUAAAAGAAAAUCUGGAGUUAGAGUGGAGGGGUUGCCAGCUCCUGCAGCUCCUUGAUUAGAAAAUAACAUACAGAAAUUGCUUUCAUUGGGUCCCAGUUGUCCAUAAGGAAAGUGACAUGGAGAGAGGUUCAGAAGGUAGCAGCGGGUGAGAGGGAUACUUGGGGCCAGAUCAAUGACCCUGCAUCCUCCAUUCUUCCCUCUAUCUCUAUGAUACAAUUUUCGGAAGUUAACACCCACCAUUAUGCCACCUCGAAGACCGACAAGUGUUGGACCCACUAAGAAUGGGACACCCCAUUCUACCUGUUCUGAUCUUUUUCCAAAUUAUUAUUAUUAUUAUUAUUAUUUUACAACCCAUUGUCAUCAGAGUCCUUCAGAUGUUGAGUCUUACCAAAUAAAAGGCAUGAGACAUAGUGAGCAGUGACGUCUUUACAGGAU